This is a messenger RNA of Emiliania huxleyi CCMP1516, 878 nucleotides long. RefSeq lists its product as hypothetical. The record is from RefSeq and is a predicted model, not a curated record. The transcript is spliced from 8 exons. NCBI's taxonomy places the organism in Eukaryota, Haptophyta, Isochrysidales, Noelaerhabdaceae. The annotation marks the transcript as partial.
GCGCCUCCUGCUGCCCGCCGUCGCCAAGCUGCGCGCGCCCGCCCUCACCGCGCUGCUCUUCGCCCACGGCGCCCUCUUUGUCGACCUCGGCACAAACUACCAGAACUGGCUCUCUUUUCUGCCAUACUUCUUGGCAGGCCACUUGCUGCCUCCGUCGUGCUGGUCGACCGCAGCCCGACCGUCGCUGCGGCUCGGCUGCGCCUCCUUCCUCGUCGCCGCCUCCGCCGGCACGGUCGCCCUCGCCCGCCGCGGCGAGCGCGGCUUCGGCGGAGUCACCUUUGCCGACGCCUUCGCCGGCGUGAGCGAGACGUACGACUGCUUCAACGGCUUCGCGCCCGACGCGGCGAGGCGGCGCGGAGGCUGCGCCACGCUGCGCGCCGCCGGACAGCGCGCAGCCUUCUACGCCGCCUCCGCCCCGCUGAUGGCGGGAUUCUUCUCCGUGCUGCCCCGCGCCGCCGGGUGGUGGUCGCACCCGGGCCACAUGUCAAUGUUCAUCUACCUGCUCCACCCGCUGCUCAUCACCAACCCGUACGUCAUGCGCGCCGUCUUCGAGCGGCUCUCCGCCCUCAGCGGGCGCGAGGUCAACGUCUGGUCCCCUGCCGACGACGGCGCGGUGGUGAGCGCCGUCCUCCCCGCGUCGCUCGCCGUCUGCGCGCUGCUGUCGACGCCGCCAGUGCGCCGGCUGUUGUGGCCGCUCACACAGCCCCCUUUGAGGUGGAUGCUGCGGAGGGGGGCCGUGCCCGCGUCUCGCCGGGGCCCCGCCGCGAGGGGGGAGGGCGGCUCGAGCUAGCACGCGCCGGCUCGUGCGCGGGGCAUGUACCGUACGAAGUACACAGUCAGAGAGAGAGAGAGAGAGGUAAAAGAGCACCGGCUCGCGU